UCCUGAGUGCGCAGGUGCGGCACCUGCUCCGGUCGCACAGUCAAGAUGUCCACAGUAAGGCAUUCCUGAGGCAGAGAGGGGGGGGAAAAGGAGAGAGGGAGAGCAAGAUGGUAGUAAUCGUCGCGCAUUGACACCUUCCCUGAGCAGAGCAUCAAGAAAGUAGGCGGUGGAGGGAGAAGGAAUGAACCAACAACAAAGAAAUAGCAGACAAAUAUGAAUGAUGAUUCGUGCCGGGUGCUGCUGUUUUUUGGCUCUGAUUCUGUGCUCCAUCCUCCAGCUUUUUGGUGCAACGGUUCUGCAUCUGAGCAAUGCUGAGAAAGACUCGUCGGUUGCAGGUACUGGUGCAACGCUGAACCACAGCAGCAAUCCGAUUCAGCAAGAAAUAACGUGGCCUUUACGCUUGAUCUAUUACGUUCAUGAUGACAACGAGAGCACUUACCACAUCCUGGAUACCAAAGCCAAGAACCAGCAAAAAGAUGACCAGGCUGUGCAUCUUACUCAUGCAAGUUUCCAGAUCGAGGCCUUUGACACCACCUUUAUCCUAGAUAUUACACUGAACCAUAAUCUGCUGUCCUCUGAUUACAAGGAAAUACAUUAUGAGAAGCAAAAGACGUUCUUUUCCAAGGGUGGCGAACACUGUUACUAUCAUGGAGAGAUACGGGGGAACCCAAAGUCCAAAGUUGCUUUGUCCACCUGCGAUGGUCUUCAUGGCAUGUUUGAUGAUGGUAACUACAUGUACAUCAUAGAACCAUUAUUGCAGACACAUGAAAAGGAGAAUUUGUCAAGGCCGCACACGCUUCAUCGGAUGCCCCUUGGAUUAAUGGACAAGCUUCCACACAUGAGCAACGUAAAGAAGGCCAGCUCUCUUUGGUCUCGAGCGGCUGACUUUCCCUGGGUCCGACCGCGCAGGAGAAGGAGAGCGGCCCAUCGCCGGAGUGUCUUCUACGAAAUGAAGUACCUGGAGCUCAUGAUCAUUAACGACCAUAAGAUGUACAAGAAACGGAGAUCAUCCCGGGCUCACACCAACAAUUUUGCCAAGUCUGUGGUUAACCUGUUGGAUGCUAUCUUCAAGGACCAGCUGAACACCAGGGUGGUCCUGGUCGCCAUGGAAACAUGGUCGGACAAGGAUCGAAUCGACGUGGGCCAGGACCAGAUGAAGACCCUACACAGUUUCUCCAAGUACAGGAAGCAGUUUGUGAGGGAGCAGGCCGACUCAGUCCAACUCCUUUCGGGCACUACAUUUAAAAGCGCCAUGAGCAGUAUGGCAUUCUUUGGAGGCGUUUGCUCGCUGACUCGAGGAGUUGGAGUGAAUGAGUAUGGGGAGGUGUGGUCAACGACUGUUGUAUUGGGGCAGAGUCUCGCACAGAAUUUGGGCAUUCAGUGGGAGUCUGAAUCCAAGAGAAAAAAGGAAUGUGAGUGUCCAGGCUCGUGGGCAGGAUGCAUCAUGGAAGACACUGGGUUUUACCAUCCCCGCAAGUUUUCCAAGUGCAGUAUAAUGGAAUACAAAGAGUUUCUACAGAGAGGUGGGGGAGCAUGUCUCUUCAAUAGACCAACAAAGUUGUUUGAAGCCACGGAGUGCGGAAAUGGAUACGUGGAGUCCGGGGAGGAAUGCGAUUGUGGGCUGCGAAUGGAAUGCUUUGGGACAUGUUGUAAGAAAUGCUCCCUUGCCAAUGGUGCACACUGCAGCGAUGGACCCUGCUGCAAUCACACUUGCCAGUUCCUGAAGCGAGGCUACGACUGUCGAGAUCCUGUGAACGAUUGCGAUAUCGCCGAGUUCUGCACCGGAGAUGUGGGCCAGUGCCCGCCUAACCUCCACAAGCAGGAUGGAUACGCCUGUGAUUUGAACCAGGGUCGCUGCUUCAAUGGGGAGUGUAAAACGAGAGACAACCAGUGCAAACUGAUUUGGGGCUCAAAGGCCCUAGGGUCGGACAAGUUUUGUUACGAGAAGCUCAACACGGAAGGUACCGAGAAAGGGAACUGUGGGAAGGAGGACGAUAAGUGGCUGCAAUGCAGUAAACAUGACGUGUUCUGUGGCUACCUUCUCUGCACCAGUGUUAGCCGGGUCCCGAGGAUUGGCCGCAUUGUCGGUGAAGCCACUCCCACCUCCUUCUACCACCAGGGCAAGCUGGUAGACUGUAGUGGUAGUCACAUCAUUAUGGACGAUGGGACAGACCUGGGCUAUGUUAAGGAUGGUACCCCCUGCGGACCAUCAAUGAUGUGCUUGGAGAGGAGAUGCCAAUCCAUCCAGUCGUUCAACAUCAGUAUUUGUCCAAGUGGAUCAUCGAUAAAGAUAUGCUCUGGACACGGGCUCUGCAGUAACGAGGGAACCUGCAUCUGUGAGGGGACCUGGGCAGGAACGGACUGCAGCAUGUACGACCCCAAGCUCGAGGACCCCAAGAAACCACCCGAGGGCCCCAAGGUGAGCUUGGCCACUAACAGGCUGAUAGGUGCAGUGGCAGGGACCAUUCUGGCUCUGGGGGUGAUUUUUGGAGGAACUGGGUGGGGAAUAGAAAAUGUCAAGAAGAGGAGAUAUGAUCCCAGCCAGGGCGGAGGGAUAUGAAGACAGGCAAAGCAUCACCUCCUGGACUCUGCCCCUGUGGAUUCUGGGUACAACCGCUUAGCAUAAACUGUCAUGGCUUGGCGCACAGUAGAAGCACAGGAGCACAGAGCCUGUACACCCAACGUAACGUUGCCUCGUUAUGCUCCACAUGAUGGAGAGAGGGUGGGGGCGAGAGACACAAGCAAACUACAGCCAUAGGGCUACACUUUUCCUCCAAACUCUUCCCCCACCUGGCCACCCCUCACCAUCAACCUCAGAUUUAUUGGGGUGAGGGUGUGGUGGGGUGGGCUCCAAGUACAUGCUGAGGAAAAUUGGACUUGCUUCUCACCUGGACAUCCUGCUGUGACGCGAAGGAGCCAGGCGACCACAACUCAAUGUCGCCCAAGAUCUCACUGCGCAUGAGUUUUUUCCCUUUUACUUUGCAUCCCCGAGCAGGCACUUCUCUUCCAUGCGCAUCGUGUUCUCUUUCCAAAGGUGUACUUGCAUGGAAAUAAAAUAAAAACACAAAAAAAAAAAAAUCAGAUCGAAGUAAAGAGCAUUGCAGCACCUAUCGAUGGAUGUCUCACAGCACUUUUUUUACUUCCAUGGAAGUUAAAAUGGUCAAUAUCUGCACCCAAUCUCAGGUCCACUUCUCAGCUGUUUAAGAAGAUUUAUUUUCUCUCUGGUUUACAAGCGGAGCAGCAACAGAACACUCUGUGAAAACGCAGGUUGUAAGGAUUCCUUCUCACCGCAGUAUAUUUGUGUUAAUGUAUCGCAGGUGUUUUAUGAUGAUUGGUCAUUAUUUCAGUUGAAUGUUAACUCCCUUACCUCAUGCUCAAUAGCCACAACUUUAUAUGGGUUUCAUUGCAUCUUUUCCACAACCAUGCAGCAUAUAAGUAAUCUGAUCGAGUCAGCUUGGA
Molecule: messenger RNA, 3459 nt
Organism: Amblyraja radiata (thorny skate)
Lineage: Eukaryota; Metazoa; Chordata; Chondrichthyes; Rajiformes; Rajidae
Gene: adam23a
Product: ADAM metallopeptidase domain 23a
Exons: 26
Coding region: 218-2560 (780 amino acids)
Biological process (GO): proteolysis
Cellular component (GO): presynaptic membrane
Molecular function (GO): metalloendopeptidase activity
Source: RefSeq, a predicted model, not a curated record